UGCCCAAUUCCUUCAUGCUCAAAAUCUUUUACUCGUCCCUUUAACUUGAAUGCACAUGUCAAGUCUCAUGACACGUUGAAGCCAUACGGCUGUCACUUGUGCCCACGUGUGUUCUCUCGAAAGCACGAUCUUCAACGUCAUAUCCGUGUACAUACAGGAUCGAAGCCCUAUGUUUGUGUGAAUUGUCAAAAGGCUUUUGCACGAACGGAUGCACUGUGUCGACAU
Molecule: messenger RNA, 225 nt
Organism: Lobosporangium transversale
Lineage: Eukaryota; Fungi; Mortierellomycota; Mortierellomycetes; Mortierellales; Mortierellaceae
Exons: 1
Biological process (GO): regulation of transcription by RNA polymerase II
Cellular component (GO): nucleus
Molecular function (GO): DNA-binding transcription factor activity, RNA polymerase II-specific; RNA polymerase II cis-regulatory region sequence-specific DNA binding
Source: RefSeq, a predicted model, not a curated record